UUAUCAGGUUAUUGUAAAAUAGAGUUGUAAUGUCUUCAUAUGUUAGUUAAUUUUAUUAAAAGUCAUCUCCUGACACCCGGCAUGGUGUAUCAUUGACGGUUAAAAUGAAUCAUCAACUGCAACUGGAAAAUAAAAAGUACAGGAAUUGGGUCAAGGCAGGAUUAGGAUUAAGAUAUCUCAAAGAAGGGUUAGAGCCUUUCUCGGAUGAUAUCGUAAGACAACAGCAUGUCGAUAUCCUUAACUCUGUUAAACAAACGUGCAAUGUUACUACAGUUAACUGUGGGAAUUGCAACUUAAAAACUUUAAUGCCAAACCACGUUCGAAUCAGCAGCAGGAACUGUCCUCUGGGUCAGGCUAAUUGUAACUGCUUGUAUCCAAGAGGGAAGAUUGUAUGUCCGAAUAACGUUUGUGGAGCAAUUUAUGACACCAUUGUGACUGUCCAUAACUCCAGGCCACCGGCUCCGUUUUGGAAAAACACAGAUGUCAAGAAGUGGUGCACUGAUCCGUGGGCUGUGGCUAAAUGUUUCAUUAAUGCACAGGGGUAUGCUCAAAAGACAAGUGCUGCAGAAAUCGAUUGCUCUGGAUUACUACAUGUUAUAAUUAACAACAAGAGUCUUCAUUCACAUAUUCAGUGUAUCAUAUCAGGCAAUGAUGAGUUUUGCAAGACCAGGCAAGCCAGAAACGCCAUAUUUCACUCGGUAACUAUGGAGUUAGAAGAUUCUGGGGUGAACGACUACAUCGAUGAUAUGAUAGCUAUUCUCGAAGAUGGUAAAGAAUUGCAUGCACGGCCAGAAUCAGUAGAAGCAGUUAAGAAAUUACAAGAGAUAAAGAAUGAUGCGUUUAUUAUUACAAAGGAGACAGAAAGAGAUGUUAUCAGAGCAGCACAUAUAGCUUUUGAUCAGAAGGGAAAAGAACUUGAGCAGAAAAUUGCAACAGCCAUUGCUAGUAUAGAGAUGAAAUCUAAAGAGGGAACAGAAUCCCGUGAAAAAGCAAAAGCUGAAUUUUUAGAAACUUCUCGAUCCGCAGAAAAGAAACUUGAUAAUAAAACAAAAGUUGCUAUUGAGAAAAUACAGUCGUGCGAAACGUCAUUCCUACAGAAAACGAAGAAUAGUACGGACAACUUGCAGAAUAUUACAGAGGAAAGUAUAGAUCAAAUAAAAACUGCUGGGGAGGCAACAAUAAGAAAAAUUCGGGAUGCUAUCAGACUUCCAACAAUUAAAGAAGCCACUUCAUUGAAACAAACACAGGAGAAGAAGUCUGGAGUUAGGUUUGAGAGCAUGCCAAGUAUGAUUCGGCAACAAAAACACGAGACAAAUAUAUAUCAUCGAGAAAAAAUUAUGCCUCAACAGUACGGCGAAGAUUAUGAACGUAAAAAGCGAGGUAACAACUUUUACAUUACAAUACUGAAAUAG
Messenger RNA from Mercenaria mercenaria, 1412 nucleotides. RefSeq lists its product as uncharacterized. Bases 105 to 1412 code for a protein of 435 amino acids. The record is from RefSeq and is a predicted model, not a curated record. The transcript has 4 exons. NCBI's taxonomy places the organism in Eukaryota, Metazoa, Mollusca, Bivalvia, Venerida, Veneridae.